UAGCGAUCUUGGCUGUCUCAAUAAAAUUGACAGUUGUAAAUUUUUACUCGCGAGUUGACUAAAAAAUAAUUUUUAAGUGCAGUGAUGGCCGUUUUAAAUAUUAUCAUUGUAUGUAUAACAUUGUUUGUGUUAGUCACCGUUAAAGGUAAUAGCAUACCGAUUGAAAUCGCUGAAAAUCAAUGGAUAGUUGAUGCCCAAAAUUCUAUAAAAGAUUCUUUGUCAAAAAUAGAAUCAUAUGGUGUAGAAAAUGAAAAAAUUAAGACGAUUACCAAUGAAGCAUUCGAUACAUUUACAAAGUUCACGAGAAAUGAAUUGUCUAAGAUUAUUAAACAGAUGGAUGAUAUAAAAUCAGAAAAUAUAUGGAUACUAAAAACUCAGUUGACUGAUUGGUUGAACGAUUUAGAAAAGCUAAAUAAAGUGUCUGACGUGACUGAGAAAACACCGGAUAAAGCAAUAGGAAAAUUUUACUUCACUAUUGAUUUCAUAUCAAAAAAUGUUGUUGGAUUUGAUAAACACUUAAAUUAUGAUUCAAUUGAAUUUAAAAAAAUUGUGGACGAACUCAAAUCGCUGCUUGAAAAAUCUGUUGCCAAAUUGGUAGAAUACGCAAGUUCUGUGAAGGAUCAAGUUUCCGGAACUUCUAAAACUGAGUGAAACAUGAAAAUAAAAUAUGUGUUUAUUAAUUUAACUCAUGAUAAAAUUAGUGUUUACCCAUAGAUCACAUAUAAAGAAUUAUACAUUUUUUUUUAACACAAUACCUAGAAUAAUAUAAUAUAUAAUGUUGUUUUCUGUCACGUACUUUUACAUAUUCAGAUAUUCCAAGUAUAUUUUUACUAUAAUUAAAGGUACAAAUAAACCUGUUUGCAUCUUGAGCUGGUCCUGUUGAGGCUUACUUCUAUAUUUUACAAUAUUUUAUCAAUAUGCAAUUGGAAUUUUUGAUUAGUAGUUUAUCUAUAUUUUAAUUUUAUUGGUUUAAAAAAAAAUUUUUUUAUCAGUUAGUAAUAUUAAA
Melanaphis sacchari is the source of this 1006-nucleotide messenger RNA. RefSeq lists its product as uncharacterized. The transcript is spliced from 4 exons. The record is from RefSeq and is a predicted model, not a curated record. Lineage: Eukaryota; Metazoa; Arthropoda; Insecta; Hemiptera; Aphididae. The coding region runs from base 85 to 651 and encodes 188 amino acids.